CCGGUCCCCGAGUUAAAACAGGACGCGCCCGAUUCCCGGCACACGAGCCGGCGAGCCGCGCAACCUUCGACUCCGAGGGGAACCGCUCACCGGAGCACCACCGACCCGCGGACAUGGCCGACGAGGGGAAGCACCUGGAGACGGGCCGGGCCGACCGCUCCGUCUGGCUCAUGAAGUGCCCGACCAUCGUCUCGCGCGCCUGGCAGGAGGCCGCCGCCGCCACCGCCGCCGCCGAUGCGGGAGGCCCCAACCCUAACCCUAACCCCGUCGUCGCCAAGGUCAUCCUCUCCUUCGACCCGCUCAGCACCGACGAGGACCCGAACCAGUUCAAGAUGGAGAUGGCUCAAACUAAUAAUGGCAACACACCGAAGAAUUACUCUUUAAAUAUGUUCAAGGAUUUUGUGCCAAUGUGUGUUUUCUCAGAGUCUAACCAAGGGGUAAGACUAGGUUCCUAUAAUCCCUCCCCAGACCCCACCUUGUGUGGGAGCUUCUAUGCACUGGGUAAGCUUGCAUGCGAAGGAAAAGUCGAGCACAAAUUUGACAUGGAACCGCACAAAGAAAACCUUUCAGACUAUGCAAAAUUAUGCCGUGAGAGGACUAAAAAUUCUAUGAUUAAAACAAGAAAAGUGCAUGUACUUGACAAGGAGCAUGUGAACGUGCGCACAAUGAUUAGCAUGAUUGGUGGCGGGCCUCAUUCUGGUCCAAAGGACAAGAAGAAGCCGGCGCCAACCAGAACUCCUGAAGUGAAAAGAACACGCAGGGAUCGUGGGGACAUUGAAAACAUCCUAUUCAAGUUAUUUGAGAGGCAGCCGAAUUGGUCACUGAGGCAUCUAAUGCAGGAAACUGAUCAACCAGAGCAAUUCCUGAAGGAGAUAAUGAACGAUCUUUGUGUCUACAACAAGAGAGGACCGAAUCAAGGGACACAUGAGCUCAAGCCUGAAUACAAGAAGUCUGUUGAGGACACUAGCGCGACCUGAAGUCUAUAUCAUCUCUUAUGAUAUGCUAUACCUGAGAGCUAGAAGCCCGUAUGCUCUGAUAAGUUGAAUGUGGGUCAUCGACAGAUUCUGACUCCAGCCUGUUAGUUGCUGAUGAAUCGCGUAUGCUUCAUCUGGUUGUUCUUUGCAAAAGUAAUUUUUACGCUGUAUAAGCCUCGAGAUAUCUUGUUAUACCACGGUUUGCCGUAUCAAAGAUCCUGAGUUUUCAGCAUCCUUGUGUCCCGAAGGAAAAGUUGUUCAUGUUUCUGUGUA
Molecule: messenger RNA, 1247 nt
Organism: Triticum dicoccoides
Lineage: Eukaryota; Viridiplantae; Streptophyta; Magnoliopsida; Poales; Poaceae
Product: general transcription factor IIF subunit 2-like
Exons: 7
Coding region: 114-977 (287 amino acids)
Biological process (GO): transcription initiation at RNA polymerase II promoter; transcription by RNA polymerase II
Cellular component (GO): transcription factor TFIIF complex
Source: RefSeq, a predicted model, not a curated record